Molecule: messenger RNA, 1895 nt
Organism: Chelonoidis abingdonii (Abingdon island giant tortoise)
Lineage: Eukaryota; Metazoa; Chordata; Testudines; Testudinidae
Gene: ADCK5
Product: aarF domain containing kinase 5
Source: RefSeq, a predicted model, not a curated record
CGGAGUCCCGGCGGCCCGUGGCGGCGGUAGCAGGCGCUGACAGCGGCGGUCAUGGAGCUGCGGCGGACGGUGCAGCUCUGCCGCUUUCACUCCCUCCUACUGCAGAGGAGGUGCCCGUGGCAGCCGCCUGCCCUGCACUGCAGACACAGGGCCAGCCCUCCGAUGCAACGCUGGGGUUGGCGCAGGGGGCUGCUGCGGAAGGUGCUACUGGCUGCGGGGCUGGGGCUGCCCCUGGCGGCCGGGACACGCUACGGCUUCGCUGACGCCCAGGAGCGGAGGAAGAUGCGGCUGCUGGUGGAAGGCGUCGGGCGCUUCGGCAGGUCCCUGCACCUGGGCAUGCAGAUCUCGCUGGAUUACUGGUGGACGGCCCACGUGGUGCUGCGGGGCGUGGAUGAGAACAGCCCAGAGUACAAGGAUGUGAUGUCAGCCUGUCACCAGCGGGCGGCCGACUGCCUGGUGCAAGGCGCCAUCUACAAUGGGGGCCUGUACAUCAAGCUGGGCCAGGGCCUGUGCGCCUUCAACCACCUCCUGCCACCCGAGUACAUCUGCACCUUGCGCGUGCUGGAGGACCAGGCCCUUAAGAGAGGCUGCGGGGAGGUGGAUGAGUUGUUCCUGGAAGAUUUCAAAGCCACGGCCGACACACUCUUCAGGGAGUUCAACUACCAGCCCAUGGCCGCGGCCAGCCUGGCCCAGGUGCACAAGGCCCGGCUCCAGGAUGGCACCCUGGUGGCUGUGAAGGUGCAGUACAUCGACCUGAGGGACAGGUUCCAUGGGGACAUCCGCACACUGGAGCUGCUGCUGCGCAUCAUCGAGUUCAUGCACCCCAGCUUUGGGUUCAGCUGGGUCCUGAAGGACCUGAAGGGGACGCUGGCCCAGGAGCUGGACUUCGAGAAUGAGGGCCGGAACGCGGAGCGCUGUGCCCAGGACCUUCGCCACUUCCCCUACGUUGUGGUCCCCAAGGUGCACUGGGACAAGUGCAGCAAGAGAGUCCUGACGGCAGAUUACUGCGAAGGCUGCAAAAUCAACAACGUGGAGAGCAUCAGGGCGCAGGGGCUGGACCUCAAAGACACCGCAGACAAGCUGAUCCAGAUGUUCGCCGAGCAGAUCUUCUACACGGGCUUCAUCCAUGCGGACCCACACCCUGGGAAUGUGCUGGUGCGGAGGGGCCCUGACGGGAAGGCCCAGCUGGUGCUGCUGGAUCACGGGCUCUACGAGUUCCUCAGUGAGAGGGACCGGACUGCACUGUGCAAGCUGUGGAGAGCCAUCAUCCUGCGGGAUGACGCGGGCAUGAGGGCCUGCUCUGCCGAGCUGGGCGUGAAGGAUUAUUUCCUCUUCUGCGAGAUCCUGAUGCAGAGGCCCAUCCACAUGGGGCAGCUGAGGCUGGCCAACAUCCUGACGCGGGAGGAGACGCUCUACAUGCAGGCCAUGGCGCAGCAGCACUUCGAUCGCAUCAUGCAGGUGCUCAAGGACCUGCCCCGGCCCAUGCUGCUCGUGUUCCGCAACAUCAACACGGUGCGCAGCAUCAACAUCGCCCUGGGCGCCCCCGUCGACCGCUACUUCGUCAUGGGCAAGAGCGCCGUGAAGGGCUGGAGCAGGAUCACUGGCCAAAGAUCCACAGGCAUCCGCAGCAGCAGCCUCUUCUGCUGGCUCCGGGUGAAGUGGGAGAGCCUCAAGUUCGAGAUUGCCCUCAGGCAGGAGACGUUCUCCAUGAGGCUGAUGGCCUCCCUCAUUCGCUUCCUCGCCUAUGUGGGCUUCCUCUCCGAGAGCGAGCAAAUCUACGAGUACCUCCACGCCUAGCUGAGCCGCUAUGGAAACGGGCAGAGCCAGGCCUGCUGUGCCUCGCAGGCCGGCUGGAUUGGAGGCCAGGGCAGCGCCUUGCCAGCAGGAGCCUGGGC